Melitaea cinxia (Glanville fritillary) is the source of this 3353-nucleotide messenger RNA. It is a transcript of the gene Trpgamma, whose product is annotated as transient receptor potential-gamma protein. Gene Ontology annotation, biological process: manganese ion transport; calcium ion transmembrane transport; regulation of cytosolic calcium ion concentration. NCBI's taxonomy places the organism in Eukaryota, Metazoa, Arthropoda, Insecta, Lepidoptera, Nymphalidae. The coding region runs from base 16 to 3291 and encodes 1091 amino acids. Gene Ontology annotation, cellular component: cation channel complex; membrane. Gene Ontology annotation, molecular function: protein binding; inositol 1,4,5 trisphosphate binding; store-operated calcium channel activity. The record is from RefSeq and is a predicted model, not a curated record. The transcript has 14 exons.
CACAGCAUACAUGGUAUGACAGAAGAAGAAAAUGUGGUCCGACCACAUCAGGAGAUGGCGGUGCUGUCCCUCGAGGAGAAGAAGUACCUGCUGGGAGUGGAGCGCGGCGACGUGGCGGGCACACGGCGCGUGCUGCAGCGCGCGCGCGACACCGGACACAUCAACGUGGACUGCGUGGACCCGCUGGGCCGCAGCGCGCUGCUCAUGGCCAUCGACAACGAGAACCUCGAGAUGGUCGAGCUGCUGCUGGAGUUCGGGGUGGAGACGCGCGACGCGCUGCUGCACGCCAUCUCCGAGGAGUUCGUCGAGGCGGUGGAGGCGCUGUUAGACCAUGAAGAACGAACGAGGAAGCCGGGGGAGUUGCACAGCUGGGAGGCGCUGCCCCCGGAGACUGCGACGUUCACAUCGGACAUAACUCCUCUGAUCCUGGCGGCGCACCGCGACAGCUACGAGAUCAUCAAGCUGCUGCUGGACCGGGGCGCGGCGCUGCCCGUGCCGCACGACGUGCGCUGCGGCUGCGAUGAGUGUGUUAGAUCGCGUCGCGAGGACUCACUACGACACUCGCGUUCCCGCAUCAACGCCUACCGAGCACUCGCCUCGCCCUCCCUCAUCGCUCUUUCCUCCAAGGAUCCCAUCCUAACAGCUUUCGAGUUGUCAUGGGAACUCCGACGAUUAUCGGCCUUGGAACACGAGUUCAAAACGGAGUACCAGGAGCUACGUGUUCAAUGUCAGGAGUUCGCUACCGCGCUGCUCGAUCAUACGCGUACUUCCCACGAGCUACAAGUUCUGCUUAACCAUGAGACGGGUUCACCGCAAGCGCCGCUUGCUGAGCCCGGCGCGCCGGAGCGGAUGCGAUUGUCUCGUCUUAAGCUUGCUAUAAAACUUCGACAGAAAAAAUUCGUAGCUCACCCCAAUGUCCAGCAGUUGUUGGCAUCCAUCUGGUACGAUAGCGUGCCGGGAUUCCGUCGCAAGAACAUGCUGCUUCAAGCUGCGGAGAUGGUGCGGAUCGGCGCCAUGUUCCCUUUGUACUCUAUUGCUUACAUCGCUGCACCCCACUCCGCGGCAGGGCGGACGCUGCGGAAACCUUUCAUCAAAUUCCUGUGCCAUUCGGCUAGCUACUUUAUGUUUCUAUUCCUGCUGAUCCUGGCGUCGCAGCGCAUCGAGACGACGGGCCCGUGGGACGUGCACCACGUGGCGCCCGACGACACGCCGCUGUCGCGCCGCGGGGCGCCGCCCUCGCUCGUGGAGUGGCUCAUCCUCGCGUGGGUCAGCGGGUUGAUCUGGAGCGAGGUGAAGCAGCUGUGGGACAUGGGGCUGCGCGAGUACGUGCACGACAUGUGGAACGUGAUCGACUUCGUGACCAACUCGCUCUACGUGGCCACCGUCGCGCUGCGCGUGGUCUCGCACUUUCAGGUUCGUCGAGAAAUGGCAAUGAAACUGGAAUGGAAUCAGCCGCGUGAGAAGUGGGACGCAUGGGACCCCAUGCUACUAUCCGAGGGUCUCUUUUCUGCUGCUAAUAUUUUUAGUAGCUUGAAACUCGUUUACAUUUUUAGUGUCAAUCCCCACCUGGGACCUCUGCAAGUGUCACUCAGUCGUAUGGUUUUGGACAUACUUAAAUUUUUUGUGCUGGACAUUCUAGUUAUAUUCGCUUUUUCUUGUGGUCUCAAUCAGUUGCUGUGGUACUACGCGGAUAUGGAAAAGAAAAAAUGUAAUAAAGGAACUUCCGUUCCCUCAACAAAUGGCACUAUUCCGGAUCCUGACGCAUGCGUCGUUUGGCGUCGUUUUGCAAAUCUCUUCGAAACGAUGCAGACUCUGUUCUGGGCCGCAUUCGGGCUCGUCGACCUAGACUCCUUCGAACUUGAAGGCAUCAAGAUCUUCACUCGCUUCUGGGGAAUGCUCAUGUUCGGUACUUACGCCGUCAUCAAUGUUAUCGUGCUACUCAAUCUGCUUAUAGCGAUGAUGAACCACUCUUACCAGCUCAUAUCGGAACGUGCGGAUGUGGAGUGGAAAUUCGCACGUAGCAAACUGUGGAUCAGCUACUUCGAGGAGGGCGGCACGUCGCCGCCGCCCUUCAACGUAGUGCCGUCGCCCAAGUCCGCGCUGUACGCGUGGCGCUGGCUGCAGCGCCGCCUGUGCGGGCACACGCGCGCCAAGCGGGAGCACAUGCGCACUAUCCGAAGAAAAGCGAAGCAGGCGAACGAACGAGACUUUCGAUAUCAGGCGAUCAUGCGCAACCUGGUGCGUCGCUACGUGACGGUGCAGCAGCGGCGCGCCGAGUGCGGCGGCGUGACGGAGGACGACGUCAACGAGAUCAAGCAGGACGUCAGCGCCUUCCGCUGCGAGCUCGUCGAGAUCCUGCGCAACUCCGGCAUGAACACCUCCACCGCCAACGCGGGAGCUCCCGGAGGCGGCGGCGGCAAGAAGAACAGGCAGAAGGAGCGACGGUUGAUGAAGGGCUUCAACAUCGCACCGGGCGGCUCGCUGGCGCCCGUCGACGAGUUCCUGGCGUCGCUGCACCACGAGCACGGCGGUGCGCACGGCGCCGCGCACCACGCCUCGCUGUCGGCGCUGCUGGGCGGCCGCCUGCGCGCCUCGCAGUCCAGCCUGUCGGACAGCGGCGGCGCCGCGCUGGGCCCGCGCCGUAAGCCGCCGCCGCACAAGCGCCGCUGGGGCACCAUCAUCGAGGCAGCGCGCGCCGCGCGCGUUUCACGCCUCAUCGGCCGCUCGCGCUCCGAGGACUCCGUGUGCGACCACGCGCGACCCUCACCGAGCGGUAGCGAGCGAUCGGACUCCGGUAGCGACUCGCAGCGAAGCCCCGAGCGAGUGACUCGCAGCGGCCCCCUGCACCCGCUGACGGCGCUGGCGGCUCUCAAGCGAAAGCGUAAAAAGUUUUCGGACUCGCGCCGGGCGGCCGAGGACGCGCGCUCCCCGGCCGGAGCGGCGGAGGCGCUGCAGCGCGCCAGCUCCGUGCCGGCGCGCGCGCCCCCGGCAGCGCCGCCGCGCGCGCCCCUCCCCCCGCCACCCUCCAUCUCGCCCUCCACCACCGCCGAGAGCGUACCCGGCAAGGGCGGCAGCCGAGAGCCAUUGCUCGCCAGUCUCGACGACGACGCGCAUAAGGCGUGCGGGCAGUGCGGCUACGAGGCGGCGGGCGCGCCGGCGGCGCCGGGCCCCGCGGCGCCGGCGGAGGCGGCGGGCGGCGGGCCGUGCGGGCGCUGCGCGGCGCUGGCGCGGCUGGCGGGCGUCACGCCGCUGCACGGCCACGCGCCGCACCACUCCGCCGGCUGGCUCUAGCGCGCCGGCCGGCGCCUGACUGACGCUCCGGGGACGGCGUGCGACGUCGAGGGGCCGCUCCG